Molecule: messenger RNA, 2073 nt
Organism: Penicillium soppii
Lineage: Eukaryota; Fungi; Ascomycota; Eurotiomycetes; Eurotiales; Aspergillaceae
Product: rDNA-binding RNA polymerase I transcriptional factor
Exons: 1
Coding region: 1-2073 (690 amino acids)
Biological process (GO): transcription initiation at RNA polymerase I promoter
Cellular component (GO): nucleus
Molecular function (GO): RNA polymerase I general transcription initiation factor activity; RNA polymerase I core binding
Source: RefSeq, a predicted model, not a curated record
AUGGUAUCCCUUGCCACGACUUCACGAACCCCGGCGCUUAAGGCCACUCCUGCAUUGCCUCUGUCCAAAAUGCGUACCGCUUCCUCCCCAGUCCCGAUUCUUAAAACCUCAAAGCCUGCUCCCGCUGUUGGCUCCAAGCGGAAAAUGAGUGAUGCCGACCUCACACUCUCUCCAUCCUCAUCCCAGGAGGAUGACGUCGAAGAUACCCAACCCACCAAGAAGAAGGCACGCGUGCAGUUCGACCGGGAAGUGAAAAUGCACGAGGAUACCUCGUCGGAAACAAGCUUGGCUGUUGUCCGGGAAGAGGUCCGCGGCGCUAUCCAUCGCCAUGUCGCGAUGUCUGAGAGCGAGGGCUAUGACCGCAUCAAGGGGAUUUUCACCGCCGAUCCCAAGGAGCAGGGCGAUGACGCAUUACUAGCAUACGAUAUGCCAACACACACAUGUUUGAAGAACCACCUUCUCGGUCUCCUCUCGCAUGUCGCCUCCUUGGACCGCUCGUGCAGCGGCCUCGUCAACGCCAUCAUUAGCAGCGAAUGGGUCGGUCGGGACGAAUCAUAUGUCAAGCUCUACAUCCGAUUCUUGGGCAACCUCGCUGCUGCUCAAAACUCAUAUCUCGGCUCUGUCCUAAAAAUGUUGGUCAGUAAUAUGACCAUUGUCCCUCGAGGAGUCGGUCGACUGCCUGGUUACGCUGUCGUGUCGGCGUCGGAAAUUCACACCCGAGUCCACAUGGCUUUACGCCACGUUCUACGACUUAUUCCAGCUGGUAGUGGAGCACUGUCUCCGAUUCUGUCUGCUCAAUUUCCUUCCGACGCGGACCCUGCCAGUGCCAACAUCACCUACACCCGCAACCUCAUCCAAAUGAUCGCCUACGCCCCAGAGCUUCAGUCCGAUAUCUUCGGUCUGAUCACGGAGAAGCUUGUCAAGAUCGAUGUUCAAAUCCAGGUCGAUAUGGAAGAUUUCGAAGACGAGGUCGGCGAUGAUCUCCUGCACGAAGCCAAUGAGGAGGACGAUGAGGACGAUGAUGUCUCAGUUGCCAGCGGAGAUUCGGAGGAAGACGACACCAAAGCAGCGAAGAAGAUCAAGGAAAACAUUAGCAAGGUCGACGGCAUGAUCGAUCUCCUCUUCGAAUACUUCUCCGUUCCCUUCGCCAAUGGUAGCCUGACUGACAAGGAGAAUGCGUUGGACCUUCUCCUCAGCAACUUCAAGAGCAUCAUUCUCCCAACCUACCGAUCCCGUCACUCCCAAUUUCUUCUCUUCCACUUCUCCCAAAUGUCACCCGCACUUGUCGAUCGCUUCGCUGCGACAUUCAUCCAACACAUCUUCAACAAGCUGCAGUCUGCCAUCAUUCGGCAAUCCUCGGCGGCAUACCUAGCCAGUUUUGUCGCCCGCGGCGCCCACAUCGCGCCAGAGGUCGUCCGCGAUGUCUUCGAUCUCCUACUCACACAUCUCGACAGCUUGCGGGUCGAUUACGAAAAGACCUGCCGAGGCCCCGACCUCCGCCGCUACGGCCCCUUCUACUCGACGGCCCAGGCCAUUUUGUACAUCUUCUGCUUCCGCUGGCGCGAGCUGACCACCGCAGCCGCCGAGGGCGACACACCCGACCAAGUAGACGAGCUGGAACCCAACCAGAUCGCCUUCCCGCCCAACGUGAAAGAAUUCCUCCACAAGUGCAUCUACUCCCGACUCAACCCUCUCAAGGUGUGUUCUCCGGCCAUCGUCGCCGAGUUCGCCCGCAUCACCCACCACUUCCAAUUCCUCUACGUCUACCCGCUUCUCGAGACAAACAAGCGCAUUCGCAUCACUGCCUUCAGAAGCAUCUCCACACUCGCAGACCCGCGCUUCAGCCACGUCGGUCGUGAAAUUCACGCUGGCGACAACGGCGGCUACCAGCUCGACGCUUACUUCCCCUUCGAUCCUUACCAGCUUCCUCGCAGCCGACGCUGGCUGGAAGGCGACUAUGUCGAGUGGCGUGGCAUUCCGGGACUCGACGACGCUGAUGACUCGGACAGUGGAGCUGAGGGGUCUGAUGACGAAUCUGAUGGCGAAGAUGUCACUGAGACUGAUGAAGAGUGA